AGCAGGAGAGAGAGAGAGAGAGAGCUGAGAGAGGCGCUGUUGGCAAGCUGCAGCUCAGGAACAGCCGAAGGGGGAGGCGCUGCAGCGGCUGAGGGCAGACAGGCGGCGAAGGAGCGGAGCGUCGAGUCCAGGGAUGCACCGGCUCCCCAGCCGCAGAGCGAACUCGCACGCAGCGCCCUGUCCACAGACUGCACCCGUCCACAACACCGACUCUUUAAUCAGUCCAAUUGUUGGGGAAGGGAUCUGGUGUAGGGGACAAACAAGGCGCAGGUGACUGCAAUACCUCUGCUCCAUUUUAUUUGACAGUAGCUGGAGAACAUCAGGAGCGGUGUCAGGAAAGCGCCUUUUACCUCCUCAAGAAGCCCCAUUGCUGUAACGAUGUGAACCGAAUGGAGGCGAGGCGGUCAAGAGUGAAAAGUUUAUAUAGCUCGGCCGGGGGCAGUUAGUUGCUGGUUCUCUGCUCUAUCACAUUUCGCUGUUAAAACCAACCGUGUAAAAAAUAUAUAAUUCAAAGCAGUAUUCGGUGCAUUAACUUUCCCAAGUUGAGAGAGGGGGAGAAGAUAUUGUGGAAAUGUCUGCGAGCAUCCAGGAAUGUACCGGCGUGGUGCAGCUGAUGGGGUCAGAGGAAUGGUUUUGACUGAAGCCCGCCCGCUCGCCGGCUGCAACAAGGGUCCCGUAAACCCAUCUGAUCGAGAUUUAAUUUUGCCCGCGGACACAUUUGGCUGCGAACAGUAGCUGCGUUUUGGGACGCCUGCCUCUGCCGACGGAUUGUCACCUGGGUUUGCAGAGUGGAGGGAAGGAUGCACUCGGCUAUCUACAGAGCGAGAGCCGAGAAGCAGAAGGGGAGGCGCGGAUGUUUGAGCGUGGAAGUGAUCCUGCGGGGCGGCGCGCCGUGGGGAUUCACGCUGAAAGGUGGCCUUGAACAUGGGGAGCCGCUCAUCAUAUCGAAGAUUGAGGAAGGAGGGAAAGCAGACUUGCUCACAAGCAAACUGCAGCUGGGGGACGAGGUGGUCAAUAUCAAUGACGUGGAGCUGAGCGGCUACAGACUAGAGGCCAUUACAUUGGUGAAAGGUUCCUACAAGACUUUGAAGCUGCUCAUUCACAGGCGGACUGAACCCACAGCCCGACCUCACUCCUGGCAUUCUACAAAAUUAGCAGAAAACCAACCGGAUUCAAGCAUGAUGCAAAUAUCUCAGGGCACGAUCAGCACUCCUUGGCAUCAAACUUACCAUUCCAGUUCUUCUACCAGUGACCUCUCAGGCUACGAUCAUGGAUAUCUAAGGAGGAGUCCUGAUCAGUAUAGUUCAAGAGGGAGCAUGGAAAGUCUGGACCAUACCAAUCUUCCGUACCACUCUUGCAAUCUCUCGCCUGCCAAAUCCACCAACAGUAUCGAUCAGCUUUCUCAUCAUCACAGCAAAAGGGACUCUGCCUACAGCUCUUUCUCUACAAGUUCCAGCAUUCCUGAAUAUCCAGCUCCAACCUUCCGCAAUGAACGUUCCUAUUCCAUGGAAAACAUGCCUUCUAGGAAUAGUCUACAUGAAGGAAUCAGACAGGCAGAUAUAAAGUAUGUAAAGACAGUCUAUGACUCCCACAGGGGAAUAUCCGAGGAACGCGAGGUCAGCUGUCCUUCAACAAUAAAAGCAUCCAAUGGUCGAUCCCCGACAAGCUAUUACAAGCCCUACAGUGGCAAUAGACACAGUAUUGGUCCAGUGUGGAAUAACCCAGGCAGGGGCUCUCUUGAGCCGGACAAUAAAGCUCCCCCUCUUCCUCCGACCCGCAGUGACAGCUUCAUGGCAAUUCGAGGCCAUGACAAGCCUACCUCCUGGUCGAGUUUGGAUGGACAGAGCAAGCCUGCUCGACCUCAGCAAAAAGCAGCGUGGUCUCACCCUACCAACGCAGGCUCUGGUGGACAAGCUCAUCUGCUGAAGCCUCAAUUUGUAGAAGGACAACUCAACACAGUGAUGGAGAAGAGUCCCGAAAGUAGCCCAGUUACUCAACCCAAGCACACUUACAUUCAGACGCCACAGCCAGGUCAACCCAUGCUACCAACUGGAAUUUAUCCUGUGCCCCAACCUGAACCACGAUAUGCACAGGUGCCAACAAACAACAGCAAUUUAAUGCUUCAAAGCAACAAUAAUGGGUUAUUGUACCCUGCCCUAAGUAGAGAAAGUACACUCAGUGGUCAAAAUUCAACUGAAAGGACUAAAUGUGCUCCGUGCAAUGUCGAGGAAAGCAAAAUCCAAAGCAUUGGCAACAAGUCUGGUCUUUAUAAACCCAAUGCUGCAGUUGAUUCUGACAACAAAUACAAGGUGGCUUUAGAGAACACACAGAGUCAAUAUGGUCACUACGAGGUACAUGUCUUCCCUGACACUGAAUCAGGGUUGCCUGUUGGGCACCAGUCCUGUGCAAAUACAUCAACAGUUGUCAGCGCCAGUCCAAUUGAUGCACAGUAUUCUUGUGUAAAUAGCAAACAGCCACAACCCCAGCAAAGAAUGAAAAGCAGUGAGAAAGAUGUGUCUUCACAUCAAGCAGAGAGCAGACAAGGAAAAGACCAAAUGGAUGGAGAGUCUUAUCAGUGGAGAACAGAACAGGAAAAUCAGUCAACUUGGAUGCAGGAUGGAGACUGCCAGAGCUCUCCUUUCAGGCAGAACCAACAAGAGAGUAAAAUGGUUCACUGCAAGCAACAAAAUGUGGAUGCAAAAAUCUCACAACAAUGGGAAAGUUACAGUGACAGCAGAUUAUCCCAAAAGUUGGACCAGGACAGGAAAGAGCAGGUCUCUGACCACUGGGGAAACCACGGAAAGCAACAGUGCCCUAAACGCUACAGUGAAAUUGUCAACACUGUUCAGUCAAAGUUUCAGGAACAGAGCCAGUACCAAGAGCAGCACGGUGUACCAGACGCUGGGAGGAAUCGGUACAGUUCGAGCAGUACCCAAAGUUCCCAGAGUGGGCAUUUUGCAAAAGCUGAAAUGAACAAACGCUCCUCUGUUCUGGAAGCCGUCAACAUGAUUGAACAACGUGAACAGGACGAGAGAGCUCCGAAUCCACGAGGAUUUCACCUGGGUUCACACCAGGCCAGGUUCAGCCAGUCCAGCUCGAGGAACUCACUGAACAGCCUGGAUGAACCCAGGAGCAGGGUUGCUGACACCCAGCCGGCGAGGCAGCCACCAGCCGCGAUGAUGAACCUGAUAACUGCAGACAAGACUCCCAUCCUUCACCACCUGACCUGUGAGAGUAGAGAUGCGAUUUAUCGGUCAGAGGAUCCAAGGCGUGAGGACAGAGAGUUGCAAUUCCCUGUUAAACCCGCUCAACGGAACGACAGAACCCCGAUCCCCAUUGCAAACAAGGGCCCUCAGCUCACCAAGAGCAGAAGCUCCCUCCAGCUGAUGGAGAAAGGGGAGAAGGACACAUUCUGUGAAGACGACCUUUCGAGUUCUCCACCUGACAACGCGUUCAACCGAGCCUACAGGAACAGCCUGAAGGACGCGCAGAGCAAGGUGCUGCGGGCCACUUCAUUCCGCCGCAAGGACCUGGACCUGACGCCUCCCUACAUGGGCAAGAGCAAGAACAAGAGCAAUCCCAGGGCCGGGGAGCGGCCCGCCUCGGCGCACGUGGGCUCUGCCUCCCAGGCCCGGCUCUGGCACGCGCUGCAGGAGCGGCAGUGCGUCACGCCGACGGAGGGCCACGUGCGCCCGGCGUCCCUGGAGCCGCGUCACAGCGUGGGUCACGUGUCCCAGGAGAGGGCGGAGCCACGUCACAGUGAGGGUCACGUGCCCCAGGUGAGGGCGGAGCCACGUCACAGCGUGGGUCACGUGUCUCAGGAGAGGGCGGAGCCACGUCACAGCGAGGGUCACGUGCCCCAGGUGAGGGCGGAGCCGCGUCAGGUGGCCGCCGCCGGUCACGUGCCCCAGUUGAGGGUGGAGCCGCGCCAGGUGGCCGCCGCCGGUCCCGGUCUCCAUCAGCAUCAACAUCAGCAUCAGGUGGGUCGCAUCGGGGGUCGGCGGCGGCUGACGGCCGAGCAGAAAAAGCGCUCGUACUCGGAGCCCGAGAAGAUCAACGAGGUGGGCGUGAGCGACGAGCAGCGCAAGGAGCGCACCUUCACCUUCCCCGAGGCGGCCGAGCUGAGGUCGGUGGCCGACAGGAGGAGGCUGUUCGAGCGCGAUGGCCGCACCGUGUCCACCGUCAACCUGUCCCGGCCCGAGCUGAAGCAGCUGCAGCAGAGCGCACUCGCCGACUACAUCCAACGCAAGACGGGCCGCAGGCCACAGCUGCCCGAGCCCCCCGGCCUGGAUCACCACAGCCUCAGCUCCUGCUCCACCAGCCUCAGCUCGCUGCUGGAGCCCGGCGUCCCCGUCCCCGUUGCCCUCGCAGGCCCGCCACCACCGCCACACCAGCCCCGGGCCAGCGUGGUGGAGAGGCGCUACGGCUCUGAGUUAACGCUGAAUAAAACGCCGCCUCACGACCUGGUACGGCCUCCCCGUCACGGCCGGCAAGUCCCGGGCCAGGAGCAGCCUCCCUUCGACAGGCCCUCGUCCGCCAGGAACUCUGGCAAGUUCGCGUCCGCUGACAACUUGCUGCAGCAGAGGGCCGACCACCCCGUCGCCAUCCACGUCCGUUCCAGGUCCUCGCCCUCCACUGAUAUGGUCUCUCAGGAUGUUCUGUGUGCUAUGAACAGACCUUCAGCCUUCCCUAAAAAGGAUCUAAGUUCUUCUUCGUCCAAGAUGAUGGGCACUGACUGCACGAGCAACACCUACGGGGCUCUACUGGCAACUGGUUCCAAAGUCCAGCAAGUGCCAAAGCUGCCCUCCGAGUGCAGGUGGCCGCUCGUCCGGGCAGCCUCUCAAGACUGGAUGUUUAACAAUGAUGGCAGAAGCAAGCACAUGGGACCAUCUCUGUCAACUAGUUAUGAGGAUGAAUUGGAUCCCCUCACUGUAAACAAAUUGCCAGUUAGAAACGAGAAGCAGAAAUCCCUGGAGAAUUACAGGCCCAGCAGCACCUCCUGCAUCAGGCAGCUAACGAACACAGGGCAAUUCAACUACUGGUCGAACCCAGAGAACCCAACACAAGACGGAUCUGCUUCAGAACACUGCGGCAAAUCUAUCUCCAGUGAUCACGAGAACAAGAAUGGCAGAACGGCAGGGUCUUACCAAAACUACCUUCCAGAAGACACUGUGCUGAAGAAGAAGAGACCACCACAGAGACCUCCAGCACCUAAAUCGAAAUGGGUCAACUCAGUAAAUGAUGACUCCAUCAAGAGGGGCACGUUCCCUCCUAUUGCCAGGACAAAUUACGACCUGUCUGAGAGGGACCAGUAUCACAUUAUUGGAACUGCCAUUACACGGGAACCUGAGCUAGGACCUGCCCAACCAUCUUCCCCUCGGGGCAGCGUGCACUCGCUACCUUCCCUGUCGGAGUCGCGCCUCCAGUCAUUCUUAUCGUUCACAGAUGAGGAUGACGUGUUUGUCCAGGAUUUGGACACUAGGGUCCCUGCUGGAGGUUUUCAGCCCCUUCCGCCCCCACAUCCACAGGAUCCCAGGGCUGUACCGGAGACCAGGGACAACGAGUUUCCACCGCUGCCUUUUCCGAAUACCUUUAAAGAUCAGAGGACUGAGGAAUUAUUUAGCAGGAGUGAUGAACAAGCUGUGACCAGGUUUUCAGAAAACUAUUCCACCAGGGGCCUGGUGCCUGUGAUAAAUGACGCAGAUGAAAAUAGCCGUGCAGUCCCGCUAUGCAGCUGCUCUGCCCAACGCAGCACCAGUGUUAAUAUACCAACCACUCUUACAACCCGGGAAGAACCCCACUCAUCCCAAACUGAGCAUUGCCAAAGCCAGAGCUGGGAUUCCCCAUGUGAUCAAAUGCAAAAUGCAACCACAAUCCAGGAGAGCUCGGACUGUAAACUCCCUUCAAUGCCAAUGGAAGAAAUGAAGAAAUCACCUGAGGACCUCAAGUCAGAAGAACUUGCCAAAGAGAUCAUUGGCAAAGACAAGUCUUUGGCAGAGAUAUUAGAUCCAGAUUCAAAUUUGAAGACGACCAUGGACCUGAUGGAGGGCAUUUUCCCCAGGGGCAGCACGGUGAGGCAGGAGGUGCAACACAGAAGGCCAAGAUUACAGAAGAUGGUCAACAACUCUGUAUCUGAGGAGGAGAAGAAAGAGGAGAAAGAGAGGGGAGCAGCCACUGCACAUUGUCCCACUUACUACAGCACGUCGGCCCUCAAAGCUGAACUGAUGAAUAAAAUAAAGGAUAUGCAGAGAAAUGAUGCUGAAGAUGAGGAGGAAGUACCGGACAUAAACGAGAAAAAGAAUGAGCUAAUUGAGAGCAUAACAUGUAAAAUUCAAACCCUGCGUGAAGCCAAGGAGAGCCUAGCAACUGACAUUAAACUGAAUAGUGCUCUGGGCGAGGAAGUGGAGAUCAUGAUUAAAGGCUUAUGCAAGUCCAAUGAAUUUGAGAAGUACAGGAUGUUAAUUGGCGACUUGGACAAGGUCGUAAACUUGCUGCUUUCCCUCUCUGGUCGUUUGGCACGAGUGGAAAAUGUCCUGAAGACUCUGGAUGAAAGUGCAAAUGCGGAGGAGCGUAAUUUGUUAAAUGAAAAGCGUCGACUCUUGACCAGUCAGCAUGAGGAUGCAAAAGAACUGAAGGAGAACCUGGAUCGCAGAGCACGUGUGGUCUUGGCCAUCCUGGAGAACUACUUGACCGUAGAACAACUCGACGACUACCAGCACUUUGUGAAGAUGAAGGCGGCCCUCCUGAUGGAGCAGCGGGAGCUGGAUGACAAGAUCAAACUGGGUGAUGAGCAGCUCAAGUGUUUGUUGGAAAGCCUACCUGCUGACUUCAUAUCGCAAAGGACGGCUCCUUCACCCACCAGCCACUCCCAGCCUGGCACCUCACAGCAGACAUUUACCUCUCCCCUUUAAAUUGAGAGUAAGGGAUUAUUUUUUUCAGGUUUUAAGAGUAAACAUUCAAUAAACAUGAAUAUCAAAGACGGCGUAUUUAAAGUGCUCUGAGUUUUAAAGAAACAGUGGCUAACAUGGUUUGGCCAGAAGAUACUCCGCAUGGGAACAUACCCACAUGCUAGUCUACAUCAGCGCUACACUUGAAAAUUCCCAUGGAGAGCGAGAAGAAUCUUUUCAAAAGUAAUGUUUUUUAAAAAAGCACCCCAUGAAGGAAAGCAGCAGGGUAAAAGAUCUCUGCGUAAAAGAUAUUUUAAAAGCAAUAAGAAGCUGUUUUGUAGCCUUGCCAAUAACUUCAGAGAAUUACUACUAUUUAUAAUUUUGAAGUAUAAGAUUCUGUAUAUACACUAACCUUUCAUGGUUCUACUCUAUUGUGUAGGGGGGAAAAAGUCUAAUUUUGUAAGAAAAUCACUUUUGGAGAGAAAUACAACCCAUAUCACAAACACUGAUUGUAAUCUACUGAGUUUUUGCUUUUCGAUUAACAAUGAAGGACUUCGGAUCACCGGGAACAGAGGAAGCUGGAGAUGAACAAUCAUUUUUGUACCAAAUGCUGAUAAAUUCUUUCAAAAUAUGAUGAGUUUCCACUUUUAACUCACAUUGUCAGUAACUUUCACUUUUCAAAACAAUGUUGUAAACUAACGGAAUUUUUACAUCUGCAUUUUUGUCCUGAUAUUUGAUGGUAAGAUAUGACCCCCAGUAGCUGGGUAAUCACCCUUCUGUACAGCUGGCAGAAAUUAUUGACUGGCAUUGCUCUCCAGGACAGUACGGCAUGAGUUCCUCCAGUGCCCUCAUUAUUUAUACCAAGAUCAGACGAUAUUGAAAUAUAUGUAGAAUACUGAUUUGUUUCUGAAGUGCCCUCCGUGAAUGAAGGAACUCAAAAUUGGUACAUGUUGCAACCGAAGCUCUCCUGUCUUCAGAGUUCCCGUCUCUAUCUGCGUAAUGUGAUGUUAAUCGUAGUGUUGGAAAAGCAGUUUACAGUGCAGAUGCGCACAGCUCCACCCACAGAGCCCUAUUUAUGUGGGAAUCCUAUUGCAUUGGAUGAGUUGGGUACAACCUAAAGCUUCUGUAACAUUUUUUUCUCUUGUUAAAAUAUUCCGAUUUCUCAAUAUAAUGGGCUGUAUGUACACCACUGUACCAAAUACAAACUUUCUGAAGAGCAGACCCUGAGAUGGAAGAUGCGAUAAGAAUCUUCAUUACUUGACUGCUGUCAGAUCCAGGUUUUAUCUUAUUUUAAGCUUUGUUGUGGCAUCUGAUGACAAGUUGUUUUUUUUUUGUAAUUAAUAAUGUUUCAUGCUCCACUGUAAUGCCAACUUUUUUUAUUCAGAGGACAAUGACUUUUCAGAGUUCAAUCACGACUUGGUCACAGCUGUACUCGUUCAAUGUUUGCCAGUCAAUCCGAGUCUUUGCCCAGACGGUGAUGUGAAACGCGUUCCAUGGCUUCUCACAAAUCAGCCUGUAGUGCAGUAUGUGAAAUCAAUCCUUUGCCAUACUUCUCACAGUCAUAUGUGUUCUUGACCAGAAAUCAUGACAUUGAAGCUUGCACCCCACUUAUUGCUGCAGACAAUAAAAAUGAUGAGUGUCA
Leucoraja erinaceus (little skate) is the source of this 8529-nucleotide messenger RNA. It is a transcript of the gene shroom3, whose product is annotated as shroom family member 3. The transcript is spliced from 11 exons. The coding region runs from base 801 to 6911 and encodes 2036 amino acids. Lineage: Eukaryota; Metazoa; Chordata; Chondrichthyes; Rajiformes; Rajidae. The record is from RefSeq and is a predicted model, not a curated record. Gene Ontology annotation, molecular function: actin filament binding. Gene Ontology annotation, cellular component: apical plasma membrane; apical junction complex; cortical actin cytoskeleton. Gene Ontology annotation, biological process: actin filament organization.